This is a messenger RNA of Trichobilharzia regenti, 4062 nucleotides long. Lineage: Eukaryota; Metazoa; Platyhelminthes; Trematoda; Strigeidida; Schistosomatidae. The record is from the annotation of a GenBank genome assembly.
GUUAAAACAAAGUGGUGUACAAUAUGUUCAUUAUUUACAUAGUAGUAAAAUUUGGAUAAGUUGAUUUUUGAGGACUCCACAAGGGAAUACCUUUAUGAUUUUCCUAUCGUUUCAAAGUUUAGGCACUAUUCCCCGAAAAUAUGUUGGCAUCACUAUGAUAUAUGCUAGCACGUUUUAUCAAACCUUCCCUCAAGGAUCGGUACUAUAGUUUUACAUCAAGGGAUAUAUUUAAUAUUUCCAGUGAAUACUUCCUUUGGAAGCUGGGUAAUAUAACAUUUUAAUGAUAAUCCUGCCAUUAUGGAGUAAAUUCGUAGGAAAGCCUGAAUAUUCACAGGAGAAACUGCCGCAGAAUUGUCGGUGACUACCUAAAUAGCUGUCAAUUUUAUCGAAUUAUGUAUGUACAGUUUGUUUGUACUAACGCUAGACUUUGAUUUAGCGGUUAACAUAAAUGAGGUGGAAGUGCGUUAUGAGUGACUUUGUGUUCGUUCUUCGGAGGUUGAUUUCUAUAUCGUAUUGUAUGCGGAAAGGGAUUACCGUUUAACAGAUGCCUAGGAAAAAAAGUAAAGGGAACAAAGUUCAGGCAAACCAGUCUGAUUUGCUGGAGUUAGCAAGUGUUAUCAGCCUUCAGAGUGAUGAGAGUGAGACGCCAACUGCUUCAUCUGUCGAUUCGGCUGACCUGUUACGUUUCUAUAUUUCUUCUGACGACGAUACCGGAGGACUAACUGGUGGUAGGAUCAACUCCAUUCACAGUAGUAACUGCCUUAACACACCUCCUACUACAAACCACGUAAUUAAUCGCAGCACUACUCCUUAUGGAGUCAACCAAAGCUACGACAGUCGAGUGGCGGGACAAGCUAUUUGUUGAAGUUUACCGAAGAUCAGGAACCUAUACCUCACGAUCAAGAGGCGAGCGCAAGGAAAUCAAAUUGGUUUAUGCUAGCUCGUAAAAACGAUAUUGGAUAUUAGAUAGUGUAUUAGUGUAAUUCAGUGACCCGUCUGAAAAAUGUCAUUAAAUUGACUAUGCUUCCGCCUUACGUGUAUUAUACCAUUUAUUAGUCAGAGGGGAUUAACUAUUAGUGCCGGUUAGCGUCUGACUGGUUUCUUCAGUUACCAUAAGCUCAGAUCCUCCACCUGAAUCUAAAAGUGGUUGUUUUUAAUUGACUCUAGUGGUCCCAUUUGUGUGAAAAAGUUUCAAACUUGCACAUGUGGGUUUCGUCUAUGUAGAAAUUCCUACCUAAGGCUAGACAAAUGCAUGUAUUCAGACUUCCAGUCAGAUGUCUCUAACUUAUUGUGAACAUGUGUCCCUGGCUGUUACCACACAGAUAUUGGGUACAGUGCCUCAGGAACAAUUCAUUGUGAGUUAUAUGUAUUUGUAAACAUUUGUAAUAGUCCAUCCAAAUAUAAGACGUAUCUCGAGUGUUUAGCCAUUGAGUCAUUAGAAUCUUGGAGUUUAACUUUGCUAGGUGAACAGUCUUUGACUUGAAUAAGUAUACACUUUUUGGCGCUGGGCAAAAACAUAGUUCGUAGCAAAGAUGCUGUCGGAGAUAAUCGUAGUGCCAGUUUCUAGCCAUAGUAUUAGUAGUGUAGCCUGUUUUAUCGAUCCUCUUACGUUACCAUGGAUUCGUUGUUAGUCUUUUCUAAACGAGGCUGAGGCUGCAGUAUGCUCUACUCUCAAGGGCUCGAUGUGCUAAGUUGCUUCACUCUUAGUGCACGAAGUCAUAAUGGUGUCGUGGACUCCGAUCAUCAGUAGGGCAACUGUGUAAUCAGCAUAAAAAUGGUUUAAUAUUGAGGUCUGAAUGACUUGUCUGAAAUGUAGCUGAAAAAUAAACAUUUCAGACUUAUCCAACUGGAUUUCGGGAGUCUAUUACAAGACUUGUAUUCAUCUCUCAUCUGUAUCAUGCUGGAUGUGUUCUUAGGUAGUGGUAAUAAUUGUGUUGAUGGAAUUACUUACUUGAAUUUUACCGAUGAAACCACGUAAUAUGUCUGGUUUAUCUGCUCUCCUUUUCAGGCUGAAGAUGAGUUGGCGUUACAGUCAGUUCUCGAUAAAGUUUGCUCAGCAAUUGAUUCAAUGGAGGAAAAAAGAACAGAAACUCGAGUUCAAGCUGUGCAAUUACUGAUUGACUCUUUUCGUUUGCAUCAUUUAUGCUUGGAUGGGUCUUGGAACUAUACAGAAACUUUGGUCACCAGUAUCGAAAACAACUUCAGGAAGGGGAAACCUCUGGAUCAGUUAUUAGCUGUUGAUUUAUUGACUAUAUUUGCACUACAAAUUGAUCCACAAGAAAUUCCUAUAUGGUUCGAAAGGUUUUACCCUCUCUUAGAGCCUAUUGUGCGUGAUAAUGCAAGGGGGCUAAAACUUAGAGCGUCUUCGUCUGUGUGCCUCUCAGUGCUUCAGUCCUUGUCAGGUUAUUGCGAUUUCAUUUCACCACUGGAAGUCAUGAAGAUUUUUGAAUUUGUCUUCAAAAGUUCAACAUCAAAAAUAGAUACCGUGGACGAAUUAUCUGAUCUUUAUGUGGCAGCAUUAAGGGCCUGGACUCUAGUGUAUACAUUUUUGUCAGCAUACGAUGCAGGGGUGAUGGGCAAGGCUGUACUUCCUACUCUGCUGUCUUUGCUUAAAUGCUCAAAUGUGGAUGUUCGGAUAAUGGCCGGUGAGUCUUCUGCUGUCAUAUAUGAGCGCAUUCGCACUGAGGUGGAUGAUAAAUUCAAAGGUCCAUAUUAUAGCGAACUUAUUCAUUUGCUGGGUGAGCUGGCUACAGAUAGUUCGAAAAACCGAUCUAAAAGUGAUCUCAAGAAACAACGCCAUUCCUUUCGAGAACUCAUGGAAGCUGUUGUGCACUGUGAGUAUCCUGAGAAGUCCAUAGAUUUCGGCGAAGAAGUUUUAACUUUAUCAUCUUGUGUUGUUCAUUUUCAUUAUGACUUUUUAUGCUCUGUAUUAGGAAGUGGGUUAAGAUGUCACCUUCGCGAAAAUCCACAUGUUCGUGACCUGUUUGAUCUAGGGCAACCAGUAAUGAGUCAUCAGAAUGCUGCAAACCGUAAGACUUUGAAGGAACAGAAAAAGUUGAACAAUAUGUUGGCAUCAAAAACUCGCACACAAAAAAUGAGUGUGUUUAGAGACAAACGACGCGAAAUGCUCAAUGAAAUCGAGUAAAACGUUACGUGCGCCACUUUAUCCUGUCUGUUUUCAGAUAACACAUAUAUGUCUAAACUAUUGUACUUGUAUGUCUAUUCGUUCAUUCGACUAAAUGUUUUAGUUUCGUCUUGCUAAAAUACUGCACAUGUAUUUUAUUUUUAAUAUAUAUAUAGCAAUUAUUUUGCAUGAAAGACACUUUUUGCUAUUCUUAACAUAGUUCAAUUAGGAUUCAUAAUAAUCAGUGUUAUGCACCAGAAAAUAUGCAUUGUUCACCGGUAAUCUUUGGGUAAUACUUGCUCUUAGCUGUACUUGAUUCUCAUUUCGAAAGUAAUACGAUUUCAAAGGUAGUGUAUUUAGGUUUAUUCUCAGUGCAUCGACGUGAUUUCUACUGUCAAAAUUUUACCACCAUAUUUCUUCCGUCCAUAAUAGCAAAGUAUGUGUACGAGUUUGGUUACAUUCUUGCUCUUACUUUAUGGUUUAUGCAAAACUUAGUAAUUCAUCUCUUUCUAAGGUCGGAGGCAAGUCUCAACAUGAUAAUUACGAAUAACCGGCUUCACUAAUAUGGUAUCUAGAAUUUUAGAUCCAAAGUCCUGCGAAGACUAUGUGGGAUGGGGAAUAAUUAAGCUUGGGGAUCCGACUGACUUAAUUACUGGAUUAAAAAGGUACAUUGUCUGAGGUUUUGUCCUCCUAGGGGUUCCGGAAUAGGGCCACAUACCAGCAUCUGGCACCUGAUCUAUCUCUUUGUUUGAAUACGGCGUUUGACUCUAUCGAUCAAAACGUGUUAUGAACUAAUGAACGUUCGUAUAAGGUGCCGCUUAAUUUCGACCUUGAAAAUUGUCUAUUCGAUUAUUAGUUCCCUCAAAUUACGUGUAAACAUUUCUGCGGGAUGAUUUUUUUCACAACUGGAAACAUUUUUUAGUGCAGUUUCAACAGGU